AUGUCGCUGAAACAUGUGGUCUUCGUUUGCCUGGUCACCUCCUUUCUCUACAUUCGACUCAUGAAAACGAUGAGCUAUGAUAGUUAUACGGUUCGUUUUUCCGAUUUCUCAAAGAACUCCUUCAGGUGCUCAUAUUUUGCAGACAUCCUAUAUUUAUCUUGCCAUCCUCACAGUCGCUUAUCUUUUCUAUGAGCUGGAUUACAAACGGAGGCGGCUGCCGGAAGGACCGAUGCCGUGGCUUGUGGCCGGCAAUGUGCCGAGUUUCGCAAAGGGUAAACAAACGAUAUUGUGAGAUGACAUCACAUUUCAUUGCGUGUUUUCAGCGAAAAGCAUCGACGACCUGUUUCAAUGUUGGAAACGUCAGUACGGAGGGAUUUUCACCGUUUGGAUUGGCCCGAUACCCUUGGUCAUGGUGAGUCAUCUGAAGAUUCGGAUCAGGAUAAAAAGAACAAAAAGCAUCGAAACAUGCAUGAGAGAAUCUGACCGAUUAAUGACUAAUUUGAGAGUUUUCGGGGGUUUUGCUCUGUUUUUUUCUGUUUUCCAACCUGAUCUGUGAUCAUUCCAGGUGUCCGACUUGCCCACAAUCAAAAAGUACUUCAUCCAACACGCCGACGCCUUCUCAAAUCGGUGGCGAAACUUUGUGACCGACUCGAUUAUGGGUGAGAGUUCUCUUCGUCUCCCACACACUCGCGCACCGAUUAAUAUAAUGACCAAGGCGCCGGAUGACUAUAAUUGAGUGCGAGUUCCGUUUCGAGACACAAAAAGUGUGUGUGUGUGUGUAUUGGCGCGCUUGUUAUACGCUUGACCGCUUCGCAGAUGCUUCUCCCUCGUUUUUUAUUUUGUUUUAUUGCAGAGGGCUCCAACGGAAUCGUCCAAAUCGACGGGGACAAAUGGAGAGAACAGAGAAGAUUCGCAUUGCACACUUUGAGGGAUUUCGGAGUGGGAAGGCCUUUGAUGGAGGAGAUGAUCACUAUGGAGGUGGGGGAAAUUGGAAGAAAGUAUCUGUUGCAAACGGAAUGUUCAGGUGACAACUCUGAUGAACCAUAUGGAACAAUCGUGCGGGAUCGAAGGGAAGGAGAUCCGUCUGUGCCCUUCCAUAGCUGUUUGCGUGGGAAACAUCAUCAACAACAUGCUGUUCGGCAUCCGAUUCAACCAGGAUAAUUCGUACAUGCACAGGUUGCACAGCCUGCUCGACGACCAGUCCCACACAGUCAUGCAGCCGAUCAUGGGGGCCUAUAUCGCUUUUCCGGUCACUUCGAAGAUACCGAUUAUCAAUGGGGAGUGGAACAGAUUAAUGGGAAUCAAGAAGGAGCUGUUGCAAUUCUUGGACUGUCAAAUUCAAGAACACAGAGACAAUUGGAGGGACGAAAUAGUCGAGCAGGAGCCGGAAGAUUUGACAUUCGCGUACAUGAUCGAAGUGGAAAAGAGGAAGAGGAACGGAGAGGACAUUGGAUUCUUCGAGUAACUUCCUGAUCAUAUUCUGUCGUUCACAUACUUUUUCCUUUCAGUGAUCAGCAACUCAAAAUGCUUCUUCUCGACCUGUUCUUUGCCGGAAUGGAAACCACCGUGACCACUCUCAAAUGGGCUUUCCUCUUGAUGGCCAAAAACAAAGACAUUCAAGAGAAAGUGCAAGCGGAACUGGAUAGCAUUGGACGGCCAACAAUUGAGAUUCAACACCGAACAAAGCUUCCGUACACUCAGGCAACAAUCAACGAGAUCCAGCGAGUCGCCAACAUUCUCCCGAUCAACUUGCUGCGGACAGUGGCAGAAGACAUUGACAUCGAUGGGCACAGCUUCCAUAAAGGAGAUCUCAUUAUCCCGCAGAUCUCGAUUUUGAUGAACGACCCGCAAAUAUUCGAGGAUCCGCACGUUUUCAAUCCUUCCAGGUUUUUGGACAAAGAAAGCAAUGUGAAGAGGAUAGACGAGUUCCUUCCGUUUUCGAUCGGUCGGAGGCAAUGCCUCGGCGAGUCUCUGGCUCGCGCGGAGCUCUACCUCGUGUUCGCCAAUCUCAUGAAGAACUUCACAUUUGAAGUAUCUCAAGAAGUGUCUACUGAGGUAACCGAUAUGCUCGACAACUCGAAAACGAAUGAGUUUCCAGAGAAUCCUGGGUCUAACAGUCUCUCCGCCCGACUACAUUUGCACGAUAAACCGACGAAGGGACCAGAAUCUAAAUGUCGUUUUCUAG
This is a messenger RNA of Caenorhabditis sp. 36 PRJEB53466, 2185 nucleotides long. The record is from the annotation of a GenBank genome assembly. Lineage: Eukaryota; Metazoa; Nematoda; Chromadorea; Rhabditida; Rhabditidae.